GUUGUGGUGGUGGUGGGGGGCCCGGGCCGUCUCCGCCGAUCAUGUCACGUACACCCUUGUGAGACUCUAAAUUGUUCAUUUCCCCGAUACCGAGUAAAAAUAAUAAUGCAGGUGAGUCUAUAAUAUGUGGUGCUGAGUUAGAGCCGAGGAAGGAAAGUGUUUAAAGUGUUCCUACGUGGUGGACGAGGCUGUGUGUGGAGUGUUCAGUUAGCAGACAAGUGAAGGUGGUGUGUGGCGCUGACUUGGGUAUUGAGGUGACCAAGCCUGUAGGGGAAUGCUGCUGUGCUCCCCUGCGGCCACCAACACACACUCCUGCACAGCCUUCAGGAGAAAAAAAUGGUAUAGCAGGUAGCUGGCGCCGAGCCGAGAGGGAGGCUGCUCAAGUUGACCUCUGGACCACCCCAAAAAUUCCUCUCAGUUGAGAGUUACGUGAGGUUGAGUCCCCCUCCCUCCCCCUCCUUGACGGAUGAGUCACUGGGUGGACAGCACACCCCCUGAGGACCCACCCUUCCUGACAGUGGGGACAGAGGUGUCUGCCAAGUACAAAGGUGCUUUCUGUGAAGCAAAGGUGCACAAGGUGGUGAAAGUAGUCAAGGUCAAGGUGACAUUUAAGCUUGGCCUUGGGUCAACAGUAGUGUCAGAUGACCUGGUGAAGGGGGUGCUGAAAAUUGGAGCUCAAGUCAAGGCCAGUCACCCUGAGAAGAACCAAUAUGUGGAUGCCAUUGUUAACAAGAUUCAGGAUUGUAGCCAAUACACUGUUGUGUUCGAUGAUGGUGACAUAACAACGCUGAGGCGAACCUCCCUGUGUCUGAAGAGUGGCCGUCACUUUGCUGAGAGCGAAACCCUGGAUCAGCUGCCUCUGACUCACCCGGAGCACUUUGGCACUCCAGUGGGAGGUGCUCGAAGAGGCCGCAGGUCGAGACAGCACCCGGAGGGUGAGGAGUCUGGAGAUGAGGAUGAUGUGCACAAGCGGCAUCGGUCAAGGCGUGAGGAAUGGGAAUCAGACAUAGGAAAGGUUGUGUGUGUGGAACUGGGUGACAAGAAAAAACAGAAGGACAACUGGUUCCCUGGCCUGGUUGUUGCCCCAACUUCCCAGGACUCUGUCAAGAUUGAAACCAAGAAGGACUACCUUGUAAGAUCCUUUCAGGAUGGCAGAUACUACACUGUUCCCAAGAAGGAAGCAUCGCCAUUUAACAGGGAGGUUGGGAGCAAAGUGUCUCAAAGUGCCCUCAAGAUAGCUGUGGAGAAGGCCCUGCUUUUUAUGACUCAUGACGAGCUGCCACCACACUGGGACCGUGACCUGCUCUUUGGCAUGGAUGUGUCUGAUGAUGACAGUGACAGGGAUGGAUCAGAUUCAGAUAGUUCAGAUGAUGAACCAAGAGAAGAGAAGGACCAUUUUGUUGCUCAGCUAUAUAAGUUUAUGGAAGAAUGUGGUGCCCCUAUUAAUAGUGGACCAACUGUGGGCAGCAAGGAUUUAGACCUCUACAAACUUUUUAAGGUUGUGCAAAAACUUGGUGGUUUCAACCGAGUAAUGAACCAGAACCAGUGGAAGGUUGUAUCCAAUAAGAUGCAGCUGCAGUCCCUUGGUUCUCAGGGUCCUAAUCUCAUCAAAGCAGCUUAUAAGAGGUACCUUCAGAGCUUUGAAGAGUUUUACCGUAAGCUGGGCUGCACCAUGGUGAGCAAUCCCAGAGGCUCUCGUACAAGACACCGCUCUGGCCGUAGCCUCAUCCGGGACUGUGACCGCACCCCACGCACUUCCAAGAAAAAGGAGAAUGACAGUUGUGACUCUACUGAGGAAGAGGGAGACAAGAAGGAUGAGGAGGAGACGGCAUCACCAGUAGUUGUAAAGAAAGCAGACAGGAAAAAAGCUGAGAAAGAUGAAACCAAGAAAGCUGAUGAUAAGAAAGAUGUUGAUAAGGAAUCUGAUAAAAAGGACUCUGAAAAGAGAGACACAGAGAAGAAAAAGGAAGAAGGAAAGAGUGGCAGGAAUGUCAAACAUGAAGUGGCAAAGACCUCAGAGGAUGAACCAGCCAUGACCAGGGAGAGGUCCAGGGAGUCAGCAGGGCCACGGGAACGGUCCAGGGAAUCCACAGCAUCUGCCAGGGAACGGUCAAGGGAGUCCACUGCAUCCAGAGAGCGUUCAUCAAGGGAGCAACAGUCAGCAAGCAAGGACCGUACUAGAGAGCAGUCAAGCUCUAGGGACACUGGAUCAGAGCCAACAACGUCCAUGAAGGAGAAGCUUAGGGAACCAAGGACACCACGGUCAGAGGCCAAGACAAGAGCUGCUGUGGCAGCCAGGGGUGAGGGUGGAGAGGUGAAGACACGGUCAAGCAGCAUCAAGGAGGAGAAGGAAGGGCCAGAGGUGAAGACUCGCUCCAGCACCAGGGAAGAGAAGAGGGAGAAAAAGGAGCCAAUGGAGGCAGAUGAUGAAGAAGAAAUAGAAAUGCCACAAACCCGGUCCUCUGCAAAGCACAUGGAAGAAAGCCGUGAGAGGGAUGAUCCACCCCCGUCCAGGAAGACAGGGACCCCCACCAGGAAAGCAAAAGGUGUAGCUGAACGUCCCAGUGCUAACAGUUCAGUCUCCGCUGUAUCUGUAGCUGCCCCAGCAUCCACCACUACUGCCACCAGCUCCACUGUUACCACUACCACUGGGACCAGCAGCAGUGGUAGUAGUGGUGGCAGUAAUACAGCCGGGGGAACAGUAGGCUCCACUGGUGGAAGUUCUACAUCUGCUAUGACUACAGCUGUAUCUUCAUCUUCUUCUUCCUCCUCUUCCUCCUCAUCCUCCACCACCUCUUCCAUGGGUGGCACCACCACCCGCACACCUACCCCCACCCUCACCCCAACCCCAACCCCAGACCAGGAUGAGGAUGAUGAUGAUGAAGAUGACUCAAGUACCAACACCCCCACUGGUCUGGGUGCUUUUGGCAGCCAUGCUGGUGAUAAGAAGGCUAAGAAGAGCAAGAUGGCUAAAGGAGGACCUGGGCCACCUCUAUCCGCAGCAGCAGCAGCAAUUGAGGACUCGGCAGGUGCAAGAAAACGUGGUCGAAAAAAGAAAGUGGAAGGGGAGCUGGAGCCUCCCACAGGGAAGUCCCUCAUUCCUGCCCAUGUGCCAGUGAGUGUGGGUGACAAACUGAAGGUUCUUUAUGGACCCAGUGCCAAGGAGUCCAAGAUCACAUAUGAAGCUAAGGUCUUGGAGGUGGAGGAGGAAGGUAAUGCCCCCAUGUACUACGUUCAUUACCUGGGCUGGAACACAAGGUACGAUGAAUGGAUCAGGCGGCCACGCAUUGCUGAGAACAUCACCUGGUCGCAGAACCGAGCCAAGAAGGGCCGGGCUGCUGCCACCAAGGAACUUAAGGAAAAGAAAGAGAAGGAAAAGGACACAAAGGAUACUAAAAAAGAAGAAAAGGAGUCGCCACAGACUCCAGCAGCAACUGUUGCUUCUCCAAAGACCAUUUCCAGCAAGCGAGGCCGCCCACCUGGGGGGACACGAGAAAGGAGAGAGAGUGACCGCAGUGAAAAAAGUGAUACAAGCUGUACCAGUAAUGUGUCAGGGCCCAGUACUCGGGCUGCUAGGGACCGGAGCCUUUCCCAGCCUGAUAGUCCCUAUUCAGACCAACGAAGAACCAGACAAACUGGGCUUGUAGAAAGUGAUAGUGAAGACUAUGAAUCUGAUGCAGACACAAGCUCAGAAAAGUCUCGUACCCGUUCCUGCUCAGACCGACGCAAUACUGCAUCACUCACAUCCUCCUCUGUGUCUUCCACUGUGACCUCAGAGCCUUCCACCAUCAGCACAACUACCACUGCCACCCCUACUGUUAUCACUACCACCACUGCUAAAACUGCCACUUCCACCACAGCUUCCACUGCCAGUGACAAGCUUCCUCGGGAUACCCAGAUAAAGUUUGAGGCACCCGAGGUUAAGGAGGAGGAGGAGGAGCACAAACCAUGUGGGAAAGAUAUUGACCUGAAUGCUAUCAUCUCAGAAAUGAAAGGUCUCGACAAACCACUGAAAAAGGAAGAAGAUCGUAGCUUAAAGGAAACUGCUCCAAGAUUGAUAUCCCCUGUGACGCCUACGACAACCUUUGUGCCACCAGAGAAGAAGUUAGGCACAUCCCCCAUUAAGCCAUGCACAACAGACAGUCUUCCAAAGAAAAUGACAGAGUCCCCAGCCAAACCUGUGACCCAGGACUCCACCAAACUGUUGUCACCCAAACUGGAGAGCCUAGAAGAUGAUGUUUAUGAGUUUAAGGAGCCAGAACCUUUUGAUAUUGGUGAGAUGCGGGCACGGAAGGAUGUGAGGAUCAAACCCAGCAUAGGAACAGUGUCUUCUGAGGAUAGUGACCCUGAAGGCAAGAUGAAGAAGAAAGGAAGACCAAGGAAGGACAUGAAGGAUGGAGAUAGUGACAAGACAGAAUCAGAUAGUGACAGUUCCAGUUCCCAGAGUCCACAGAAACGACUCAUUCUACCACGGGAGGUCAGAGAAUCACCAGCAAAGCGACUUGUUGCAGAGGGAAGCAAAGAAGCUGCCAUCCCACUUCUUCCAGAAACAAUUACAAAUCCAGAGAAGAAGGAUGCUAUUACUAUUGCCACUAUCAUGUCUCCACCCCGGAAAGUCUUACUGAAGAGAGAUGUUCCUAUCAAAGUGGAAGCAGUGGUCCCACCCAUAACAGAAACCAAAAUCAAGUCAGAGAUUCCUAAAUGCCCAUCUCCCAAAGGAACCUCAAUUGAAGCAGCUCCAAAAAUUCCUCUGUCCUUAAAAGAACCAGUUAGGCUGCAUGUGAUUCCAGUAAAGGCAAAGUCUGUUGGAGGAAUAGAUCGACCAGUGGGGGCCAUUUCCAAACCUCUUGGUCCACCCUCACACCUUCUCACUCAGGCUGUAAUACCUGUUAUAGAAUCGAAAGCCAUGGCAAAGCCUGUACCCAAGCAGUUUGAAGUCAAGAGUGACAAAGCAUCGCUUCAGAUCAAAAGUGAAGACAAACUUGAAGCUAAGGUAAUACCCUUCUCACAAAGGCAACAACAUAUAUUCCCACACCUUCUAAACCGACCAGAACCUUCAGAGAAGCUGAAGGAGGUGCAGCAAAGAAUUACAUCUCCUUGUAUUCACUCUCCUCCCAGAGAAGGUGUUACAUCCACUACCUCCACUUGCACCUCUACUUCUACCUCCACCUCUACCUCUACAUCCACCUCCACCUCCACCUCUACCUCUGCCUCUGCUUCUACCUCUAGUUCCAUCUCAGCCUCCAUAUCCACUUCCACUUCCACUUCUACAUCAGAAUCUGUAGGGCAUAGUGGUUCAGAAACUGAGAGGUCCAAGAGGGAAAGUUCAGUGGAGGAAAGCAUUGAGGCUGUGGUGAAAAGAGCACGGCAAGACCAACAGCAGCAGCAGCAACAACAAUCAGGGGAAGAAGGAAACAGAAGUUCAGAUAAGAAACGGAGAUCAAAGAAGGUGUUAAGCAGAGAGUUUGUUCCAGACACUUCCGAAGAGUCAGACUCUGACAGUCGCCUGUCAAGACCUGACUCAGAUGGGAGAGUGAGGAAAGUUAAGGUGAUCUCAGAGGGAGGGGAGAAAGGACCAAUCCUCAGCAGGGGACAGAAGCCCAUGGCAGACACAGGAAAAAAGAGUGGAAGAAGAAAAGCAGGUGAUACUACCACAGAGGAGGAGGAUGGCAUUGAGGAUGAAGAUGAGGAUGAUGAUGAUGAAGAUGAUGAUGAUGAUGAGGAUGAUGAGGAUGAUGAGGAUGAUGAUGGGGACGAAGAGGAUGUUGCUCGUGAAGAAUUAGGUCAUUCAACAACCUUGGCAAAGGGCAAGAUGAUUAAUAAGAGACCAGAUACAAUGGGCAGUCAGGAUGAUAAUACAGAUGAGGACCUUAGGCACCACCGUAAGAGGCCAAGAGCUUCAGCCUCAGCCACACCCAAUCGACCAGAAGAGGAAGUAGAAACUGGGCUAGGGGAUCUCUUGUGUGAGGAGACCAUCCCCCCAGGUAGCCCUGUAACACAUGAUGGCUCCUGUGCAGAGCCCAGCCCACAGCAGCACCCUGAUGUGAAAAAUGAGAUGCCUUUUGCUAGUGUCCCUACUGGCAGUAGCUUUGGGAAGAGAGGGCCUAUCCCAGUUGCAGGACAAAUUGCUGCAGCAACAGCCUGUUCCUCCUCCUCUUCUGUGCCCUCUGUGGUUCACCAAACCACAACAUUGUCCUCUUCCAACUCCUCCCAGUCCAUUCCACCACUCAUCUUACCUCCACAACCCCUCACCAGCCACCACCAACAGCCUCACCAGCCACAGUUGAAGCCACCUCAGCAGCAACAGCAAACUAAGCACCAGCCAUUGCUCAUCCCUCAAGUACACCAGUCCUGUCAGCAGAAGAUUCAGCAUCAGCAUCACCAAAAGUCACAACCACAGCAACAAAUGCAGCAUCAACAACCACAACACCAAGUACAGCACCAACCUGCACCCAAGGUACAGCAGGGUCAACUUCAGCAUCUUCCCGUACACUCUCAGAAGCAGCAGCAGCAGCAACAGCAGACAACCCCUCUGAACCAGAAGCACUCCCCUCAUGCCCCAUCCACCAUGGGUGGCCAACUGCCUGGCCCACCAUUGCACACACAGCCAGCCAGCAGUGUGCCAGCUCACCAGCACAAGCAUGGUGCAUCAGGAGGGUUGCAGCAGCAGCACCAAAGCUCAACAGUACAGCAUUCACAAUCUCAACAUAAUCCUCCUGUUCAUCAGCAUUUGAAGGUGCCACAGCAGCAGCAGCAACAGCAACAACAGCAACAGCCAUCAACACAACAGUAUCAUCAUCAUCAACAACAACAGCCACCACCACCACCAGCAUCAUUGCCACAUCAACAGCAACAGCAGAUACAAAAGUCCCAACAGCAGCCACACCAUCACCAUCACCAUCAUCACCAUCACCACUCUCAGCAUCAUCACCAUCAGCCACAACAACAACAGCAACAACACCAACAACAACAACAGCAGCAGCAGCAGCAGCAGCAGCAGCAGCAGCAGCAGCAACAACAACAACAACAACAACAACAACAACAACAACAACAACAGCAGCAGCAGCAGCAACAGCAACAGCAGCAGCAGCAACACCAGCAACAGCAGCAGCAGCAACACCAGCAACACCAGCAACAACAACAGCAACAACAACAACACCAUCACCACCACCACAUGAAUCAACCUCAGGCACAACUCAAGGUACAUCACCCUCACCACCACCAACACCACCACCAGCAACACCAUCAACAACAGCAGCAUCUACAACAGCACCACCAGCAGCCACAGCAGCAUCAUCACCAGCAGCAACCACCACCACCUCCCCCACAACAGCAGCAGCAGUCGCAGCCAUCAUCACAACAACAGCAGCGGUACUCCCCCUCCCCCACUGCACAGCGUCAUACUCCAGAGGGCGAUCAGUAUUUCCCUCAGGAGCAACAGUAUCAACGUCUCACAUCCAGACCUGGGGGAGUCAUGUCCAGCAGUCUUGGUGGUCCUGGUCUUCCUCUUGGGACUGCCCAACCCUCAGCAAGGAUUCCUGGCCAGGGAGUUACCUCAGGGGGAGCCUCCACUUCAGGGGGUGCUGCAGGAAGGGAGUCUGGUGGUGCUCAGAACACUCUUAUAGACAACACUCCUCCUACCACCCCAGAGAGUAUAAUUUCCAACCUCUCAGACUCUCCUAGAGGGGACAACGAAGUUGCCAAAAUUGAUGACUCCAGUAAAUCAGGAAGAGAUUCUUCAGAAGUUGAGCUUGAGAGUUUAGGAGACAACACCAAGAUUGAUCAAUUUUCUGAAGACUCGAACACAAUGGACAGCCCCUUAGGCACUGAGCCACGGCGGCGAGGUCCCCUAGUGAGUGCUGUGAAGCGGCAGCAUGAGGCAACAAUGGGUCAGGAAGGGCUUGGUGAUUGUGAGGGCUCAGAAACAGAAGAAGGAAACAUGACACCCGCCACACCAAAGAGGCGGAGGCGAGGACCCAGGGCAAGGGCAAGCAAUGAUCCAGAUGAUGAUGAUUCCUCCAGGAAGGGGAUGGGUCAGGGCACCUGCUCAGGACGGCGGCGGCGGCGGCAUUCUUCAUCACGUGGAGGCCUACAAGUUGAUGAUGAUACUGAGACAAGUGGGGUUGUCAGCAUUAUCCCUGGCCUGCAGUGCUGCCAGGCGCUCCAGAUAUAACUUCUGCCAAGAACUGGACCCAGACCUAGAUGCCACCAAGAGGAUAGCAGGUGUUGCAGUCCAGGAUCCAAGAGUUGAAAAGAACCUACAUGCAAGUCAAGACUGAGCUGGCCUCUGUUGAGCGCAGGCGGAAGAAACUACGUAGAAAAAGAACGUGAAAAGGACACAAAGCCAGAGCCCACGUAACACGAGGUGAGGGGACAGGUCUGCCCCAGUCAUCUGUGAUCUACUGUGCUCAGUGGCGUUGGUAAGAAAUGAGAAGAGUGUAAGGAAGGAUCUCAGUAGUUUCCUGUAAGACAUUGGUUGGUAAUGUAUUUAUUAGCCUCUAAGGUGACAUUUUAAACUCGGGUUUUAAGAGUCAUUGUGAGUUUUUAAUGUUAGAACAGUUGACUCAAUACAUUUUAUGUGAGUUGAACUUGCAGAGCAACUGUGUCUUCGGGAGAAAACUAUCAGGCCAUAAGGAGUGCCUUGGUACAUGUUAUGGGUUCUUGUAGGCUGGGGAGUAGGGAGGGUAAGCUUUAAUGCCCAAGUGUGCUGUGGGCGUUGUCAUGUUCGGUGAUCUGUAACCUCAGAUGGCAGAGAGAAAUAUUCAGAGUUGUUGUACAGUCCUUGUAUUACUUUGUAAAUAGACAUGCACUCAAGUGAUAUUUGCAGUACUUUUUUAUUGUUAUUUUUUAUAGUGUAAGUACUACCAGUUCAUUUUGGUGUUGUAAGAUUAACUUUAAAAAGUUAAUGCCUUUGUAAGAAUAUGUACAUAGUGAGUAAGGUACAUAAGGAUGAAAGGACUGAGUGAGAAAAUUAUCUAUUUCACCAGAAAGUAUUUAUGAAAAUUUGUAAUAUUUUUUAUACAGAAUUUUUUUACUGUAUCUUCCUUAUUCAUAAAGUAGGAAAGAUGUUUCCUGUGAAGUACAACUUGUGCACGCGUGGGUCCUUGCAUGAGCCAAGUCAAGUCUCGCAUUUUGAUUUUUAACUGUUAAAUACAAAUACAUCAGAUAUAUAUUUAUCAGCUGUAAUUUGACUAGUUGAUUGCCAGACCACAUUUCAGAAAAUUAACUUCUAAUGAAAAAUUUUAUAGUCCAAUUGAUUCCCACCCUCCAUUACCCUCAUAGAACAGUAAUCAUAUUUGACUAGAAGGAACAGUGUUGAGCAUCAACCAAUCAGAAUACAGCUUUAUGAUUGCCAAUGUUACCUGAUGCCCGAGGAUUGGAUGGGAGGGAAGGAGUAUGAAACAGAGGAGGAGUUGGACCUCCUGUUCCACUGGGCAAGAGCCAGGCAGGUGUAUUCUUAAACCACUCGAGUGACAUAGCUUUAGGGUUACCACUACAGAGUAAUUGACUUGAUAUACUUAAGGCAUAGAUAGGAACAUUGCUUCAUUAAACUUACUACUACUAUGGUACUGCUAUUACCACUACUUCUACUACUAGUGCUUCAUUAAACUUACUACUACUAUGGUACUGCUAUUGCCACUACUUCUACUUCUACUACUACUACUACUACUACUACUACUACUACUACUACUACUACUACUACUAUAACUACUAUUAUUACUACUGUGUCUUAUCUGUAAGCAUUGCCAGUGCUUCUCUCUUUUUUAUACAUAUAUGCAUAAAACUUUCAAAGACUCAUCAUGUGCCCAUCAAGAAGGUUCAUUGGCUAUUGGCUCAGUGUGUAGCUUUGCCUUCUUGUGCUCAAGUGGUGCUUUCAGAGUCCAGCCACUGUCAUAUAGAUCUGAAUACUGCAUUUUUUUUAAUGUCAUCUAGGCCCAGUGGCUGCAUUUGUUUGUUCAUCUGUCUGUCUUUAUCUGUCUGUCAGUCUGUCUUUCUAUCUUGUCUGUUUGUUCUGUCAGUUGUGUAAGUAUCCCAGAUGACUAACUACCUAGGAAUAAUAAUGAAUACUACAGUCACUCUUGUUCUGUUAUGUGAAGUGUUUGUUAAAUAUUGUAAUUAUGGAUUUUGAUAGUUUACCACAUACAAGUGUGUGCCUACACACACACACACACACACACACACACACACACACACACACACACACACACACACACACACACACACACACACACACACACACACACACACACAUGGUUAUUCCUGUAAUUCAAGUUGAGGCUCACACUAUUGCUUUAAAUAGCUCAAGAUAGUUUCCAGAACAACAGACCUUUGAGUUUUGGCUGAAGAGGCAAAGUGCUCAUGUGUUCAGAUGUGAAUUAAUGGUAGACAAUAUCCUCCACACCAACCAGCCAGCCAACCCAGCAGCAAGCCAAUGUUAUGAAGACGGAAGCACGCAAGGCAGCUUAAGAGGGUGACAGACACAUGUUAAUUGCUGUACAGCCUUAAUUUGUUACACAAGAAUCCUUAAAUACAUGUUUUAUGUUCAAAUGAAA
Molecule: messenger RNA, 10553 nt
Organism: Scylla paramamosain (green mud crab)
Lineage: Eukaryota; Metazoa; Arthropoda; Malacostraca; Decapoda; Portunidae
Product: serine-rich adhesin for platelets-like
Exons: 21
Coding region: 467-8173 (2568 amino acids)
Biological process (GO): regulation of transcription by RNA polymerase II
Cellular component (GO): nucleus
Molecular function (GO): transcription cis-regulatory region binding
Source: RefSeq, a predicted model, not a curated record